Bicyclus anynana (squinting bush brown) is the source of this 2838-nucleotide messenger RNA. Its product is annotated as membrane alanyl aminopeptidase-like. The record is from RefSeq and is a predicted model, not a curated record. Gene Ontology annotation, cellular component: cytoplasm. Gene Ontology annotation, biological process: peptide catabolic process; proteolysis. NCBI's taxonomy places the organism in Eukaryota, Metazoa, Arthropoda, Insecta, Lepidoptera, Nymphalidae. Gene Ontology annotation, molecular function: zinc ion binding; metalloaminopeptidase activity; peptide binding. The transcript has 15 exons. The coding region runs from base 1 to 2838 and encodes 945 amino acids.
AUGUCAGUAUUUAGGGAGCUAAUAAUAGUAUUAGCAAUACUAGUUUUAGCAAAAACGGAUUUUCCGUUAGAAAUUGAGGAACCACUCAUUUUAAGUAAUACUGCAGAUGAAAAUUAUCGUGUUCCCGAAGAUCUGGACCCCAUACAUUUUGAAAUAGAAAUAACUCCUUACUUUGAAGCUACGAGUGAUCGAGAGGCAUUUACUUUCGAUGGAAUUGUCACGAUUACUCUUAAGGCAGUUAAAGAUGACAUCACAUCUUUGAUUAUUCAAGAAAACGUAAGAGACAUAAUUUCAGUAUCUGUUGUUGAUGUUGCUGGGCAAGAUGUUCCUCUUAAUACAGAAAAGGAGUAUGAGAGGAUACGAGAAUACCAUUUCUUAAAAAUUAAUUUGAAAGAUGGAAUUUCGUUGUUUAAAUCGAACAUAUACAAGGUGACAAUUAAAUAUGUUGGAAAUAUUAAUGAGACACCACUGUCUAGAGGUGUAUUUAGAGGAAGCUAUAGAGACGAUAAUGGAAAACUUCAUUGGUACGCAGGAUCGCACUUACAGCCUACAAACUCAAGGCAAGCCUUCCCUUGCUUUGAUGAGCCUGGAUUCAAAUCGACGUUUGAUAUUAUAAUCAACCGUCCAGCACAUUUCACUGACACAUUUUCAAAUAUGAGGAUUAAAAGCAAUCCAACGGUAGGAGAUCGUGUUAGAGAAGUUUUUCAUACUACACCUAGAAUGUCUGCAUAUUUGGUAACUUUCCACAUCAGUGAGGAAUUUAAAGUGAUUGCUGAUAAUGACAACUAUAACGCAUCAUACCGUAUCAUUGCUCGACCAAAUGCAGAUGAUCAAGGAGGUUAUGCAUUGCAAGUUGGCCCGCCUUUGACGAAGUGGCUACAAGAAUAUUUUGGUAUUGACUACUAUAAAAUGGCUGAAAAUAUGAAAAACGAUCAAAUUGCAUCUCCUGAUUGGGCAUCUGGUGCAACAGAAAAUUGGGGUCUUGUUUCUUAUAGAGAAUUGCGUCUUCUUUACAAGGAAGGAGAAACGAAUGCUCUGGAUAAAAUGAAUAUUGGAACAAUAACAGCUCACGAGCUUGCUCACAAAUGGUUCGGUAACCUUAUCACCUGCAGAUGGUGGGAUAACGUGUGGAUUAAUGAAGGCUUCGCCAGCUACUUCGAGUACUUUGCUAUGGCUGGUAUUGAUAAAUCUACAGAGUUAGACAGUCAAUUCAACAUCUUAGCUUUACAAGGUGCGCUGUCUACUGAUUCAUCUGCCUCUACAAGAGCCUUAGAGCACACUGUAAACUCCCCAGCACAAGUGACUGGACACUUUACUGGAAUUAGCUACACCAAAGGCGCUUCUUUCCUUCUUAUGUUGAAACAUUUUGUUGGAGAAGCUACGUUUAAAAAAGCCUUGAAUUAUUUCCUGUUAGAUAGGGCAUACGAGCACGCCGUCCCAUCACACUUAUUCAGUUCAUUUGCCAAAGCAGUGCAAGAAGACAAUGCUAUAAAUAGUUUUCUAAAUAUAGCUGAAAUAAUGCGUUAUUGGGUCGAGCAGCCUGGAUACCCGGUGAUCAAUGUCAAUGUUAACACGGAUACUGGCUUAAUGACUGUGACUCAGGAGCGCUUUUUCAUAAGCUCGUCAGCUAAUCAGACCGGACAAGUGUGGCCACUGCCCCUUACUUACACAACUGGCAGAGACAUUAACUGGGAUAAUCUCAAAUCAAGCAUCGUUAUGACUAAAGACUCAAUUCAAAUACAAAAACCACCAGGACAUGAAUGGGUUAUAUUUAACGUUCAGCAGAAAGGCUUUUACCGAGUAAACUACGAUUCUCAUACUUGGGAAAUGAACGCUGAUGCACUUAAGAGUUCUUCAAAAACGCCUAUUCACAGAUUGAACAAAGCACAGAUAGUCGAUGAUGUGUUUGCGUUAAUGAGGUCUGGUCGCCUCAGUUGGCAACUUGGCUUUAAAGUCCUUGACUUUUUGAAAGAGGAUACAGACUACUACUCCUGGUAUCCAGCUAUUUCUGGAUUCAGCUGGAUUAGAAAUCGGUUUUUGCAUUUACCAGAAACUUUGAAGGCGUUCGAUGAAAUUCUGUUCGAGUUCCUUAAAGCUGUCAUCGAUGACGUAGGUUUCGAUGUGAAAGAUGAUGAACCUUUGACAAGAACACUGCACAGGUUCUACCUGCUGUCAUUCGCUUGCAGCAUCGGCCACCUAGCAUGUAUUCGCGAUUCCGUCACCAAAUACAAGGCGUUGAUGACUAGUGGAACAAGUGUCAACCCUAAUCUCAGAAGGCAUGUGUUCUGCCAGGGAGUCCUCAACGGAGGUUUCGCGGAGUGGCAGUUCCUCCAACAGAGGAGACUAAAGUCCAACAACCAAGCUGACCAAGUGGCCAUGUUACGGUCGCUUGGAUGCACAACUAAUGCACAGGCUGUACAGGCGUACCUCGAAAUGAUCCUUAGCGACGAUCUCAAGGCUCAAGAUAGUGUCAACGCCUUUACUUUCCUCUACAUCGGCAGUAGAAGUAACACAAAACCUGCGUUGGAAUUCAUCAAGAAUAGACUAGAAGAUGUCAGAAGAAAAGUCGUCCUCCCAGCUUGGUUUGACAGUGUUUUGAGUAAUUUAGCUAGUUACGCACCGGAAGAAGUUCUUAAAGAUAUGGAACAAUGGCUCUCUGACGAGUCUAUACUAGGAAGGCAAGUCGGUCUGAGUGCUAUAGCCAGUGCCAGAAGCAACAUGAAGUGGGGCAGCGACCAAGCUGAGACCAUUCUGAAGGCAACCAGAGGUUCUGCAGUCACUGCUUCCGCUUCUGUAUUGUUGUUACUUGUUUCUUCUCUAGCUUUGUUGUUUAGAUAA